Plenodomus lingam JN3 is the source of this 1425-nucleotide messenger RNA. RefSeq lists its product as uncharacterized. NCBI's taxonomy places the organism in Eukaryota, Fungi, Ascomycota, Dothideomycetes, Pleosporales, Leptosphaeriaceae. Gene Ontology annotation, molecular function: metallopeptidase activity. The record is from RefSeq and is a predicted model, not a curated record.
AUGCUCUCACAUAUGAUUCCCUCCCUCACCACCCUCUUCCUUUUUGCAUGGGCAGCCUUUGGACCUGGAGUGCUCAGCGCUGCUUUUCCCGAGUUUGACUCUAGCAGAGCAAUGCAAAAGCGAGCGCCACCUACUAUUGCUGUUGGCUUUGGAAGUGAAAGCACUUUCAUGUGCUCACAAGAUCAGUUGGAUAAGAUUAAUCAAGCAAUCGAAGAGGCUAGACAAUUGGCGAGCUUCUCUGCUCGUUUUUUAGAAGAACCAGAGGCUGAAAAUUCAAGGGCAUACAACUUAUGGUUUGGGCAUUCAAAUACCGAGAGAAAAAAUUCUAUUAUGGAGAAUCAUUUCCAAAAAGUAACACAAAUUUUGCGAAGGCCAACACAGUUUUUAGGGAGUAUUGGCCCUGGUCGAGAUCCAACUAGUAUAACGUUUGCGUGCGUUAAAGCAGACUUCCCUAAAUGCAAUGAAGUGGUUGCUAUGGCGAUUGAGGAUGACCCUACAGCAAGAAACAACUGGCGUGGAAAUAUGAUAAUCCUCUGCCCUACAUUCUUCAAACUCCGGACUACGACACGGGAGAUGAUAGACAGCAUUACAGAAAGCCAGAUAGCCUAUAGCGGUGGCUUUUCUCUACUCCACGAGGUUCAGCAUUUAGGUAUCAUCGUCGGCGAAGGGAAUGUGUGUGCAGAUUAUACGUAUAAUUUUAAAGAAAUGCCCUUCUGCACACGCAGUUGCUUCCAGUUGCCAGAUGAAAAGAAGAUUCGUAACGCCCAGAAUUACGCUUUUUUCGCUGCAUGGAUCUUGUACGAGCCUACUCAGGCCAGAUGCGCGGCGGCCAACAAACGGUCUGAACUAGACAUUUUAAGAAUUAGGGGACAUUCCCACGGGAUUCCUACGACCAAUGUGACACACCCGCGACCUCCACAAGACCACGGGAUUCCUAGGACAAAUGCGACGCACGGCCAUGUUCCUUUUAGUUCUCCUCCGCCCCAUAAUUCUCCUUCUCCGCCACGAAAUAGUUCCCCAGCUUCUUCUUCACCUCCUGCACACAAUGAUAAAGGCGGCGGUGCACCUCCAGGCGAUGCUAAAAAACCUGGUGAUAAAGAACCUGGCAAAAAGGAUACUCCAACACCCACCCCAACUCCGACUCCAACCCCGACUCCCUCUCCAAAGCCAAGUCAGAGUUCCCCAGAACCCGCCCCAGAGUGCUCGUGGCCGCCGCCAUCUGAAUGGCCCGGUCCUGACUUGGUUGAUCAAGUCGGCCUUAGCCCUGAGGGCAGAAACGCCUUAUUUCACCCAGAACCCUCACAACAUCCAACUACCCCAGUACCCUUAAAUUCGCCAGCCCCUAAUUUUUCUUCCUCCUCAAUAUCGUCAAUACUUAGCCUUCUUAAGGAUACACCUACGCCUUCACCAUCACCAUUACCUUAG